Messenger RNA from Stylophora pistillata, 1562 nucleotides. Its product is annotated as 2-aminomuconic semialdehyde dehydrogenase-like. Lineage: Eukaryota; Metazoa; Cnidaria; Anthozoa; Scleractinia; Pocilloporidae. The record is from RefSeq and is a predicted model, not a curated record.
UGAUACAAGCGAUUCCAGCUUCCCUCGGUCUGACAUUCUUUCCAGUCUACCGCCAAAAGAACAACAAGAUGGCGUCUGAAAUGUUAGUACUUGAGAACUUUAUCGGUGGAAAAUUCGUACCUUGUACGAAUCACAUUGACAGCUAUGACAAAUCAACGGGGAAGGUGCACUGUAAGGUUCCAGACUGUAAUGAAGACGAAGUCGAUUUAGCUGUCAAGGCUGCAAAUGAGGCGUUUGAAAGCUGAUCUGUCACCACACCAGAGUAUAGGGCAGGUAUAAUGAGAAAGAUUGCUGAUCUCAUUGAAACCCAAUUUGAUGAAUUUGCUGAGGCAGAGUCAAAAGACCAAGGGAAACCAGUGUUGCUGGCAAGGACAGUUGACAUUCCACGUGCUUGCCUUAACUUUAGAUUCUUUGCUUCAACAAUUAUAAGUUCCUCAGCUGAAAACCAUGCCAAUGUUCUAGAAAGUGUUGGUGUACUGAAUUGCACUAUCCGGAGUCCAGUUGGCGUGGCUGGAUUGAUCUCCCCUUGGAAUUUGCCUAUUUAUCUCCUUACUUUCAAGAUUGCACCUGCAAUUGCUUCUGGAAACACUGUUGUCUGCAAACCAAGUGAAAUGACAUCUGUGACAGCAUGGAUGAUGGCAAAGGUGCUCAAUGAAGCAGGCCUGCCUCCUGGUGUUGUUAACCUAGUGAUGGGCACGGGACCCAAAGCGGGAGCUGCCAUCGUUAGACACCCUGAUGUUCCUGUGAUUUCAUUCACUGGUUCAACUGUCACAGGUCAAGCCAUCACAGAAAUGACAGCUCCUUACUAUAAGAAAACUUCAUUGGAACUUGGAGGGAAGAAUGCAGCAAUUAUUUUUGAUGAUGCAGAUUUAGAGAAAUCCAUAGCAACAACUGUCAGGUCCAGUUUCGCUAAUCAAGGAGAGAUUUGUCUCUGCACUAGUAGAGUUUAUGUGCAAAAAGGAAUUUAUGACCAAUUUUUGGGUUUUGUGGAACGAACGAGGCAACUCAAGGUCGGUGCUCCAAAAGAUCCAGCAACCAAUGUCGGGGCGUUAGUCAGCAAGGAACACUUGGCUAAGGUCCUUGGAUAUGUGAAACUUGCUGUGAAUGAAGGUGGAAAAAUUGUUUGUGGCGAAGGAAAGGACUCUCCUUUGGAACUCCCGAACCCUUAUACGGAGGGAUACUUCAUGCGACCCACGGUGAUCACUGGUUUGUCAGACAACACCCGCUGCAUGCAAGAAGAGAUAUUUGGUCCAGUAGUGGCGAUUGUACCAUUUGAAAACGAGGAAGAGGUUAUCAAGCGAGCCAAUGGUGUCAAGUAUGGACUAGCUGCAGUGAUUUGGUCAGAGAAUCUGUCGCGCACUCACCGAGUAGCUAAACGCUUACAGGCAGGGACAGUGUGGUGCAAUUGCUGGUUGGUCCGUGACCUUAACAUGCCUUUUGGAGGAGUCAAAGCUUCUGGGAUUGGCCGAGAAGGAGCCAGAGAGUCCUAUGAGUUCUACACAGAAGUAAAAACAGUUUGCGUGAAGAUGUAGUGUCCACCGUAUCAUUACUUUUAGGCGUGA